Messenger RNA from Colletotrichum orchidophilum, 1800 nucleotides. Its product is annotated as serine/threonine protein kinase. The transcript is spliced from 5 exons. Gene Ontology annotation, molecular function: ATP binding; protein kinase activity. Gene Ontology annotation, biological process: protein phosphorylation. The coding region runs from base 1 to 1800 and encodes 599 amino acids. Lineage: Eukaryota; Fungi; Ascomycota; Sordariomycetes; Glomerellales; Glomerellaceae. The record is from RefSeq and is a predicted model, not a curated record.
AUGACGCGAGCAGUUCUGAUUUGCGGUGCGACAGGAAAGCAGGGCGGUGCCGUUAUCAACCGCCUCGUGGAACAGAAUGCCGACUUUGAGAUACUCGCCGUCACCAGAGACGCAAAAUCCGGAUCCGCCCAACGUCUCUUGAAAAAGUCGCCCAAGAUUCGCCUCGUUCAGGGAGACAUGGCUGAUCCGACGGCGCUUUUCAAGACUGCGCACGAAGUUGCUACGUCUCCCAUCUGGGGAGUCUUCAGUGUUCAGGUUCCCAUGGGCUUCGGCCAAGGCGGGGGCGGCGAGCUAGGCCAAGGAAAAGCUCUCGUCGACGCAUCCCUCAAGGCCGGCGUCGAGUUCUUCGUCUACGCCUCCGUCGAGAGACACGGCGCGGAGAACGCGACCAACGUGCCCCAUUUCGCCCACAAGCACGACAUUGAGCAGCACCUCUUCAACAAGUCCAAGGGGACCGACAUGGAGUGGGUCGUCCUCCGACCGGUGGCCUUUAUGGAUAACCUCAUGGACAACUUCGUUGGUAAAGUGUUUGUGACGUCGUGGGCGAUGGCGAUCAAGGACAAGCCGCUCCAGCUCAUCGCUGUCAGCGACAUUGGCUAUGUCGGCGCCGAGGCGUUCCUGCACCCGGACAAGUACAAGGGCCGCGGCAUCUCGCUCGCCGGCGACGACUUGACGCUCGAUCAAUUUGCCGCGGUGUUCAGGAAGAAUACGGGAAAGGAGCUCCCUAGCACAUACAGGAUUUUUGCCUGGCUUAUCAUGACCUUGGUCAAGGACUUUGGGUACAUGUUCAAGUGGUUUUAUGAUGUGGGAUAUGACGUUGACAUUGCGGCGCUGAGAAAGGACUAUCCUGGGCUCAAGGACUUUGAGACUUGGUUGAAGACGGAGAGUGAGAAUGAGAGCGGAGGAAAAUGUAUCGUGAAGGGCAUUCGUGGCCACUGGCGUCUGGAAAAUGAGGCCUCUAUCUUGCGCAAAUACCAGGCUAUGAGUCCCUUGUUUCGCCCACUUGAGGAUGAGAUUGUGGACCCAGCCGACCCACCAUCCAUCGUCUUGAGAUAUCUUGACAGCGACCUCCGUGCAGAGUCAAAUCGACAAAGGCUAUGGCGACCUGAUAUCAAAAAGGUGGCUAAAAGCGUGCUGGAAGCCCUCCGCAUCUUACACCGGGACGGCAUGGUCCAUACUGACAUCAAAUUGGACAACAUAUUUGUGUUUGUGAAUCUCGGUCAGCAAGGUGACCAUGAACGAUUCACCUCCAUCCAGCUAGGGGAUUGUGGGGGCGUAGUCUCCAAGAACUCCAAAUUUGCCACGGAGCCGGGCCACUUGAUCGGCGCGAGUUUCACCCGCAGCCCCGAAGCACAGCUCGGUCUCCCAUGGGGGACCUCGACGGACAUUUGGUCCUUUGGAAACGCCAUUCUCACCCUAUUGUACGGGGGAGGGUUUCAUCUCUUCAAUCCUGCCAAUGAGGGUUGCGAACCCGAAGAUGAACACUAUGAAUUGAUGGUACUAGCCCGGAUGUACCGCUAUUUUGGUCCUUUCCCCGAUUCCUUCCAGGAGAUCGCCGACGACAAUGCCGAGCGCAUUAUCGACUUCAUUCACAGCAUGGGUCCCCCAACGAAACCCUUUCCUCGAGUCACGCGUCGCGAGAUACCGCCUGCCGACCGGGAUUUCAUCCUUAAGAUCAUGAAGCUGGAUCACCGUGACCGCCCCACCGCCGAUCAACUCCUGGAGGACGAAUGGUUUAGCGAGAAGUCUGAGGACACGCGAGAGCCGCUGCCUCCCAGAAAAGAAAAGCCUGUAGAUUAA